GCCCACUGACCCAUUUUGGUCAAGUGUCGGGAAAACUGUGGAACCCUGGUAAAACCCUAGGAAAACUUUUGCUUUCAGAAGCACACACAGAUUGCGGGCUUAAAAGCUGUGACCUUUGGUUAGUUGAAGAGACUCAGAAGGAGCAAAAGCUCACAAACACAGAGACUCUGAUACUCUCUAUUCGGCUUGCCACUACCAUUUUCAUGGCGCAGUUGAAGUCAAUUUCGCCAUGCUCCUCCACCGGUCUCUCUUUUCCGGGACCCAAAAGAGCUUCGAUGCAAUGUCAUGAUAAAGUAUGUUGCCCAAGGAAAUUUCCAUCAAGCUAUGAGUUGGGGGCAAGAACUAGUGAGCUCCAUGGAAAUGCAUGUGCGGUUAUUAGCAAUAAUGGUAGUGUUGCUAGAGCACAUAGCAAGCAAGUUAUUAGAGCAGUAGCUUACAAAGAGUCUGAAAUAUCUGAAACUUCAAAGAAUAAAGGGUUACGCGGCAAAUUGAAUAAAGUUGUUCUGGCCUAUAGUGGUGGCUUGGACACAUCAGUUAUUGUUCCAUGGCUAAGGGAGAACUAUGGUUGUGAAGUUGUUUGCUUCACUGCUGAUGUUGGCCAAGGUAUAAAGGAACUGGAUGGCUUGGAACAGAAGGCCAAGGCUAGUGGGGCUUGUCAAUUAGUAGUGAAGGACUUGAAGGAAGAAUUUGUGGGAGAUUUUAUUUUUCCUUGCUUGCGAGCUGGUGCAAUUUAUGAGAGGAAAUACUUGUUGGGGACCUCAAUGGCCCGUCCUGUUAUUGCUAAGGCAAUGGUCGAUGUCGCAAAUGAAGUUGGAGCUGAUGCUGUAGCUCAUGGAUGCACGGGGAAAGGAAAUGACCAGGUCCGCUUUGAGCUUACAUUCUUUGCUUUGAAUCCUAAACUAAAUGUUGUGGCUCCUUGGAGAGAGUGGGAUAUUACUGGUAGAGAAGAUGCUAUUGAAUAUGCUAAGAAGCACAAUGUGCCUGUCCCUGUGACAAAGAAAUCUAUAUACAGCAGAGAUGGGAACUUAUGGCACCUUAGCCAUGAGGGUGAUAUCUUGGAAGACCCAGCUAACGAACCGAAGAAGGAUAUGUACAUGUUGACGGUGGAUCCGCAAGAUGCACCCAAUGAACCUGAGUAUGUGGAAAUUGGAUUUGUCUCGGGGAUUCCAGUUUCAGUCAACGGGAAGGAGCUGUCCCCAGCAUCCCUACUCUCUGAGCUCAACCAGAUUGGUGGAAGGCAUGGAAUUGGCCGCAUUGACAUGGUCGAAAACCGGUUGGUUGGCAUGAAGAGCCGAGGAGUGUAUGAAACCCCUGGUGGUACAAUCUUGUUCAACGCAGCACGUGAGCUUGAGUCCUUGACUCUGGAUAGAGAAACAAUGCAAGUUAAAGAUUCAUUGGCCCUCAAAUACGCAGAGCUGGUUUAUGCAGGCAGGUGGUUUGACCCACUCCGGGAGUCCAUGGAUGCAUUCAUGCAGAAGAUCACCGAGACGACAACAGGUUCAGUGACUCUGAAGUUGUACAAAGGCUCUGUUGCAGUAACAAGCAGGAAGAGUCCAUAUAGUUUGUAUAGGCAAGACAUUUCGUCAUUUGAGAGUGGGGAUAUAUAUGAUCAAGCUGAUGCUGCUGGAUUUAUUAGGCUCUAUGGUCUUCCUAUGAGAGUUCGAGCAAUGCUUGAGAAGGGUAUUUAAGAAUCUUCGUGUAGUUUAUUUGCAACCUAUGGUUUAUUUGACUCCAUUGCGAGUAACUUUUUCCCGGGCAGGACAUUGUUAGUGAUUUAAUUAUGUAGAGGUUCUGUAAACUUAAAUAUAUGUGUAUGAGUAUUAAAUAAAUUAUGUUUGAAGAAAUCUAGUUAAAAAUAUAUUGAGCAAACUUUGGCAAAGACCAUUGAUUUUAA
This is a messenger RNA of Ziziphus jujuba (common jujube), 1894 nucleotides long. Its product is annotated as argininosuccinate synthase, chloroplastic. NCBI's taxonomy places the organism in Eukaryota, Viridiplantae, Streptophyta, Magnoliopsida, Rosales, Rhamnaceae. Gene Ontology annotation, biological process: L-arginine biosynthetic process; urea cycle. The coding region runs from base 204 to 1688 and encodes 494 amino acids. The record is from RefSeq and is a predicted model, not a curated record. Gene Ontology annotation, cellular component: cytoplasm. The transcript has 10 exons. Gene Ontology annotation, molecular function: ATP binding; argininosuccinate synthase activity.